Messenger RNA from Onychostruthus taczanowskii (white-rumped snowfinch), 7816 nucleotides. It is a transcript of the gene ZNF207, whose product is annotated as zinc finger protein 207. The transcript is spliced from 14 exons. The record is from RefSeq and is a predicted model, not a curated record. Bases 153 to 1643 code for a protein of 496 amino acids. Lineage: Eukaryota; Metazoa; Chordata; Aves; Passeriformes; Passeridae. Gene Ontology annotation, cellular component: nucleus.
GGGGUGUUCUGGGAGUUCGGAGGCCGCAGCGGCGCCUGAGGGAGCUCGGCCGCCAUUUUGUGCCUCUCGUUCGGUCCGGGGCGGCCGCGCGGGCGCUGCGGCUCUGAGGGAGCGCUCGGCUCUUCUGCUCUGUAGAUCGGGGUGACGCCGCCAUGGGCCGUAAGAAGAAGAAGCAGCUGAAGCCUUGGUGCUGGUACUGUAAUAGGGAUUUUGAUGAUGAGAAAAUCCUUAUACAGCAUCAAAAAGCAAAGCACUUUAAAUGCCAUAUAUGUCAUAAGAAACUGUACACAGGACCUGGUUUAGCUAUACACUGCAUGCAGGUACAUAAAGAAACAAUAGAUGCUGUUCCAAAUGCUAUUCCCGGAAGAACAGACAUUGAACUGGAAAUCUAUGGAAUGGAAGGCAUUCCAGAAAAAGACAUGGAGGAGCGGAGGAGGUUACUUGAACAAAAAACUCAGGAGAGCCAGAAAAAGAAACAACAGGAUGAUUCUGAUGAGUAUGAAGAUGAUGAAUCUGCAGCUUCAACUUCAUUUCAACCCCAGCAAGUUCAGCCACAGCAGGGGUACAUUCCCCCAAUGGCACAGCCAGGUUUGCCUCCUGUGCCAGGUGCACCAGGGAUGCCUCCAGGUAUACCCCCAUUAAUGGCAGGUGUUCCACCUAUGAUGCCUGGAAUGCCUCCAGUUAUGCCUGGAAUGCCACCUGGAUUACAUCAACAGAGAAAAUACAUGCAGUCAUUUUGUGGUGGAAACAUGAUGAUGCCUAUGGGUGGAAUGAUGCCUCCUGGGCCAGGAAUCCCACCUCUUAUGCCUGGUAUGCCACCAGGGAUGCCCCCUCCUGUUGGGCCUCGGCCUGGCAUGCCUCCAAUGACACAAGCACAGCCUGUUACAGCCCCGGGCAUUCUGAACCGGCCUCCAGCUCCUGCUGCAGCAGCACCGACCCCACAACCUCCAGUUACUAAACCACUCUUCCCAAGCGCGGGGCAGAUGGGGACACCUGUCACAAGCUCAAGUGCAGCUUCCUCCAAUUCAGAAAGUCUCUCAGCAUCUUCUAACGCUCUGUUUCCUAGCACAGCACAAGCUGCAGCAGCUGUGCCAGGGCCGGUGGGUACUGAUUUCAAACCUUUGAAUUCUACACCCGCGACAACAACGGAACCCCCCAAACCGACAUUCCCGGCUUACACGCAGUCUACAGCCUCGACCACUAGCACGACAAACAGCACUGCAGCUAAACCUGCUACAUCUAUCACAAGUAAGCCUGCUACACUCACAACAACCAGUGCAACCAGUAAGUUGAUCCAUCCAGAUGAGGAUAUAUCACUGGAAGAGAGAAGGGCACAGCUGCCUAAAUACCAGCGCAAUCUUCCUCGACCAGGCCAGGCUGCCCUGGGUAAUCCACCGGUUGGACCAAUUGGAGGUAUGAUGCCACCACAGCCAGGAAUUCCUCCACAACAACAAGGAAUGAGACCUCCCAUGCCACCUCAUGGUCAGUAUGGUGCACAUCACCAGGGCAUGCCAGGAUAUCUUCCUGGAGCCAUGCCUCCAUACGGUCAGGGACCUCCGAUGGUGCCCCCGUACCAGAGUGGACCUCCUCGCCCUCCGAUGGGAAUGAGACCGCCUGUAAUGUCGCAAGGUGGCCGCUACUGACGCUCCUACUCACGCUCUAAUAGGUUUUUAGAAGUGAAGUAUAGUAAAUAUGGUUCGUUAAAUUGUGAAGGCGCUGGAAUUACAUGAACAUACCACCUUAAAGCCCUGCCAUAGGACAGGCUGAGGCAGAGUCUCAGUGUUGCCCUGUUCAGUCUGAGGCAAGUGGGAUUUAUUUUAUUCAUUCUGGGGGCUUUCACAGCUUUAUGGCUGUUGGAUAUUUAUGUCCCCAAACUUGCAGCAAGUUUGGUGAAGGCCCCUAAAUUUAUUUUAAUAUAGGUUUUUUUAUUCUCUUUUGGUAGAUGGGCUCUAAUAUUUAUCUUUUUAUUAUGGCUGUGUUUUUUAAGAGUCUUAAGGGGAGGGAACCUGUUUUAAGAUGUGUGGGUACUUUUUCUCUUAAUGGAAUUUCCUUCAAGGCUGCUCAGGUAGUCCUUAAGACACUGCCCCUCCCCAUCUUUCCCUGCAUUGCGUUUGUGCUGUAUUUGUUUUUGGGUUUGGUAGUGUUCCUUUUGUGUAGUCUCUGAAUUAGUGGCAUGAAAUACCAAUUAUUGUUUUCUCUUCUGAGGAUAGGUAUCUACUGAAAAGCUUAAAAUAGAUUUGAACUAGUAAGUUAAUUGCUACAAAAAUUUGUAGCCCCAAUUACAGAAUAGAGUUUCUUUGAAGAAGGUUAAGAUGUUAAUACUGCUGUGUUUGUAAGCUGCACCUCAACAAAUAUUAAUGUAGAGCCCUGCGAAGAAAUAGAGAUCAGAUCCAAGUUGAUAACAGAGAGUGAGAAAUCAAAGCUGCAGAUUUUUCAGCUUGCCAGUUGCAGGGAGAACCUUUUCCUCAAUCUCUUUUUCCUCAGUUCAGGGAGAACUUUUUCCUCCAUCUCAAAUAUGUCAAAUUUGAGGAUGUUUUGACUAUUGCAUCAAUAGUAAGAGUUGAAAAACUUUUCUUUUAAACCUUGAGAGAUUCUGUUGCAUGUUCAAAAUUAGCUUUAUUUGAAGUUCCUUCUUUCACGUGGUGCCUAGCAAAAUUUUCUACCCUUUGUGAAGAAAAAGGUGUUCAUUCUGCUGCAGAUCCAUUGUUUGUGAAUGCUUGAGGUUGCUUAAAGAAAGCUUCAGAACAGCAGGUUUUACCUAAGGAGGUCUUGCAGCAUACCAGCAGUGAAAUAGUAAAUAAACAAAUGUGGGAGUCUGGUUUGACCUUUUUUUUUUUAAGUUUAUUUUUAAUAAAAUAAUUAAUUUUUAAUAAAAAUUAAUAAAAAUAUUAUAUAUUUUUCAGGUUUGUGGUGAGGCUUUUUUAUGAGCAUAGUUGUUCUUCAAGAUUUUGCUUAAUGAUGACCCCUAAUGGGAUUUCAAGUAAUUUUAAUUCAAGGAGAGAGUUGUAAUUAACUUAGAGUGUAUUGCACAUUGCUGUUGUACCCUUCUUUGUUUGUACUCUGCCCUUUGCAUUUUUCCUGUAGAAGGCCCCCCCCAAAAUCCCUGUCUGACUGGAAAAUUGACAUGUCCAUGUUAACUGUUUCAGAAUGGUUAUUGAGCAUGGUCUUGCUUUGCUAAUUCUCAUUGUGGUGCUCCCCCUGAUAACAGUGAAGAUGAGAACAAGUCUUCAAGAUAAACUACUACAACCAGUACUUCUUUCACUUGCUUAAUUUAUAGGAUCAUUUGGCUUAAUUCUUUUUUCCCUAGAAUGUCUAACGAAAGUGUUUAAUUCAAAAUAAUACAUUGUGGGGCUUGUAUUUGUUGCUCAAAGUAUCUUAAUCUCUUAGAGUCUCAAAAUAAAAAUGCCUCUUUAUUUUGAGGGAUGAAGUAUGGUUCUUAGUUACAUUCCAGUAUUGCAGCUCUCAUUGCAGCAGUUUGUGUACCACAAAGUUGGACAUCUUGCUGUUAGUGAAAUUUUUUUACUACAGUUGAUGGUAUUUCAGUGACAUGAAUUUUAUAGAUGUUAACAAAAUGUGGUCUUGCAGUUCAGGUUUUUUAAGCUUAAGUAGGGGCACAUAACUUUUUUAAAGGAGCAGGAGUUACUGAUACUCUGCUAAAUUGGGUAAAUUUGUACCUGAUCUGUUAAACAAGAAAAGUAACUUGAUGUGGUAAAUAAAGUACAUAUCACAUAUGAGGACCUUUUUAAAAAAUCUGUAUGCUUGCAACCAAAAUAAUCAGACCAGGGAAACAGUGGUAGUGACUGGGUUCUGUAAGAAUGCAGCUGCCAGUGACUGCUGUUCUGUCUGUCAUGGUUGGGCUAGGUUGGAAGUAGUUCAGAGGAAAGAAGGUUUUGGGACAGCCAUUUAAGGGAUCAAGAGGAAUCAAAGUGUAAAUUGUAAUGUAUAUAAAAGUUCUUUCUGAAGUUCUGAAAAACACUUGGUGAGAGGUUUCUGGCACACUGUAAGCAGCAACAUAGUGCAGUGUUGAUUGCCAGAGCACAGAUUCCCAGUAAGGCUGUGUUAAAGCAAAUGCAGUUUUACUGCAGCCUUGUGCAGGUGUGGCUGAGGGGGCUGAGCGCUGGAGCCUGCUGCUCUGGCAGCCAGCCAUAUCCUGUCCUGAACCACAGGAUCCAGGGUGUUAUCCUCAAGCUGUUUGUUCCUGGCAUCCUGCUGAGUCAGUUUUGACUGUCCCUGAUGUGAACAAUUUUCAGGCUUGGUACUUACAUACCUGGGCACUGUUGUGAAUAGUGAGGCCCUUGUAUCUUCUGAACAAGUUUACAAUAACCUCCUAAAUUCUUGCAGGCUUUCUCCCAGUGGGGACAGUCAGCAACACUGCUGUUUUAAUGGCAGUGAAUUUGACUGCUGCAGAAAUACUGUCUUGAACUUACUGACCUUAAGGUUUUUCGUUCUUGAGGGUAUAAAGAAGUGAAAGAGUUUUGAAAAAAUAGUAGAAUUUUAAUGCCAGUACCAUCUUAACUAAAAGCAAAGAAGCACAUGACAUUGAGAACUUGAAAGCUUCCUUAUAAAUUCUCGUGUUAGCAGUUAGUGUGUCUCUCUGGCAGCUGACUGCCUUAUACAAAGUUCAAGCUUCUGACAUCUUAAACUUUUUUCCCUUAAGUUUUCUCUUAAAUCUCUACCAUAUUCAGAAAGGAGGCAUGGGUUGUAGAAUUUCAGUUUCUGCUGCUCAUAGUAGCCAAUAUGUAGAACUGAUUUUUGCUAACAGCAAUUUUAAUUGCCUGAAAUGAAUGCUGUACAGCCAAAGAAAACUUUCACCAUCUCCCAACUUAGGAAGUUAUGUAAUGCUUUGAGAUGAAGAUGUCACGCAGAGCUUUUUUUCUUUUCUCAUUUUUUCACUGACUUACUUGCACUGAAUUCUCUAGCUUCUUUCUUAUAAAUUUAAGUGGGAAAAAAUACAUUUUCCUCUUUCACUUGUAAAGUCGAGAAUAAGAAAACACACUUUAAGACUUUAAUGAAGGAACCUGGCAAUGUAAGUAUUUUAAUUUCCUUUAUGUUUUCAGUAGGCUGCAGGUGACCUUGUUACACUUAUGGGUUAUGUAUGAAAAACCAGAAGGACAAAUUGAAAGUAGUUUCAUAGUUGCCUUUACUUCACAUGCUUUUCUUAAGCAACAAAUUGCAGUAAUUGAAGUUUGGCAGCUUUUUUUUUUAAUGAAAAAACUAAAUUAUGGGUAAAACACCUUGGUUUAAUACAAUUUGUGUUUCUGUUAACUAGCAGCAGAAUUUCAGCAUUUGCUACUUACUGGUAGAGAAGAAAAAUUCCACAGAACUGCCAGUACAGGUUAGUUUAAUCUGUAAGUACCUGAUGUUACUAUUUGAAAUAAUUUGUUCAAAUGAUACCAUUUAAAUACCUGAGGGGAAUUUUGGUCUCUGAAAUGUGAUUGUUACCUACUACUGAUUCCAGUAGUGAGUGAACAGACUAGACUUUUUUGGAAGAUCUAUAAUGGAUUUAACUAUGCUUGUGGACAGGUAAAAAAUACCUGCAAGCACCUUUAAGGAAAAUUUAAUACAGAAUCUUGACAAGCAGCCUUUGAUGUUGCUGAAGAAUGUGAAAAUCUGAAGUCAAAAUCACUAUGGUAACAUGCCAGUUAUUAAUGAGGCUGGUUUUUACCAACAAACCAGCAGGAUCCUGUGUUUGUUGUGUUGGGGAUUAAGCAUUUCUGUUUCUAAGAAUCAAUAGCAGUUUGUAAUCUUUCCAUUUUCUUUAGCUAUUGCUAAUUACCCUUUCUUACCCACAGAUUUUUACUUUGUUAGGCUGGUAAGCCAGGAGCUUGUUCUUCUGUGCUUUUUUAAUUGCUUUUGUUAGUUCAUUUCAGCACUUCAGAGGCUACCUACAAACAUGGUUUUGUCCAACUGUUUUAUCUUACAUCAGAGUUACUGCUCUGCCUCUAUUUUAAUUCUGCCCUAUUUCAUAUUCCCAGAAAUUCUGGUAUUUUAUUUCUAUUGUAUGGAAUGUUUUAUACCCUAAAAUAGGAAAGAUUCUUUGUGACUGAAUAAAAGAUGCAGCUUUCUCUGGAAUGGCUGCACACACUUAGUUCUGUUUAGACUUUGUAUAUCUCAUCUCUGCAUAUCAGUAGAAGAGAUGAAAACUUUUUCUGUGCUGUAGCACGAAGUGGAGAUCCACAGCUGGAUGAGCUGUAAGAUAAGAUUGUGCUUUAAUUCACUUUUGAGGCCAUGAUGUCCCACUCUGAAUUUGAGAGGCUUUUAACAUCACUGGUGGGUAAUUACUUAGUCAGCACUGGGAAGGUCGUGGUUAUGUGGUAGCUGAACAGACACUUCAGUUUUGCCAGCUCAUCUGAAGGGUCUACAGUGGGUUUAUGAGUGACUUGUCACUUCCAGCAGAAUUGCUUGGUUUAGGGUUCUGAAAUCUUAAACGGUGCUGCAGAACUCAUCAUAAAAACAUGCACAGUUUCAAGGCAAUUGUAUCUUCCCAGGUUUUAGAAUAGUUACUCUUGCAGCCCAUUGCCUGCCAUCUUCUCUACAUCAGUUCUUGGUAAUUUACACUAAAUUGCUUUGUCUUCAAAAUGAGCUACAGGCAAAUUUCUCACCAAUGUUGCAUAGGUUUUUCUUCCUAAAAGGGGGGAAAAAAGGGAAGUCAUACAUUAAUAUUUACAAUUUAGCUUUAUCUCUCUUUGCUUAAUCUUCAUUGCAGGUAUACAAGAAUAAAAGGGAUGCCUUGUUGUGAGGCCAUUACCCUGUCAGCAGAAUGUGUCUGUAUUUCUUACACCAUCUGUGGUUGACCCUAGCUGAUGCUAGCAUUAAUGCAAUGCUCAGUACUAAGCUGGAGUGAGUAAAUGCUUUUGGCUGCUCAGUUACCUUAUCAUGUCCUGGUGUUGGCACUGGCUGGAUGCAGACCUGCACUACUUGUCCACUGGCCUGGCAGUCAAUGGGGUUAACUAAAGGGCAGAGUGUGUUCCAUAGUGUCUUAACAAAAAAAAGUGCGUUUCUCCAGGAUAGAUCGUAGUAGAACUCUGGUAGAAAGACAUCUCUUUGUGAAACUUUAAAUGGCAGUUACUUACGGCACUUUGUGGUAGAAUAAAGUUCAUUUUCUUUUGAGAUAGGACCAAAACAAGACUGGGUAUUUGAGCUUUGAUUACCAGGUAAACAGUGUUAAAAUUGUAGCUCAACUUCUGACACACCAUUAGAGCAGCUGUCCAUUGUAAAGUGGUUCAGCAGUCUUCCCUCCCAGUUCUAGUACUGUGUAUUUGGAACAGUUUGUAAUUUCCCACUAUUUCCUUAGACUCCUUGCUGACUCCCAAUUGCCCUUUUAGAGUUUCUGGUCACUGUGCAGUAAAUUCAAAAUGAGCAAAGCUGGUUUUAGUACCUUCGUAAAGGACCUUUAAUUAAGCACAUGAGUGAAUAGUGUCCCCUCUCGGUAGCAGUGUGGCCACAGAAGUGUGUUGUGAAGGGGUUUUCUCUGUAACUUGAUACUGCUUUUGUAUUAAGUGGUAUGAAAGGGCUGGGAUUACUGAUCUUUUUCAAAAGACAGGUGGUGGCAAAAUACUGAUGUUGAAUUUAAUUCAAGAAAGUGAAAGACUGGUAAGUAUGUGCAUCACUUUAAUGCAUGCAAAUAAUAGUAACAAUAACAAGCUUAAUUUUGUAGCAUUCAGUUUACAAAGAAGAUAAAAUACGGAGCUGACAUCAUUUGCAUCCACUGGGAACCCUCUCUGAACUGUUCUUCAAGAAUGGGUCAUUGCACAUACAGCCAUCUGUAAUGUGUGACAUUUUGUAACAGUCUCUGAUUAAACAGAAGUGAACCACU